This is a messenger RNA of Eublepharis macularius, 3917 nucleotides long. It is a transcript of the gene TMC3, whose product is annotated as transmembrane channel like 3. Lineage: Eukaryota; Metazoa; Chordata; Lepidosauria; Squamata; Eublepharidae. The record is from RefSeq and is a predicted model, not a curated record. The coding region runs from base 1 to 3417 and encodes 1138 amino acids. Gene Ontology annotation, molecular function: mechanosensitive monoatomic ion channel activity. The transcript is spliced from 22 exons. Gene Ontology annotation, cellular component: plasma membrane.
AUGUCAUCAGGAAACGGAUCGGCUACAGUGAAAAAUGCCAAGACCUGCAAGAGGUAUAAAAGUGUGAAGCGCCAUGCCAGUAUCUAUGCCUACCCAGAACCACCCCACAGCAACUCAGAUGAAGAUAACGGGGAUGAAAAAGUGGAGAGCAAUGACCCGGAGCAGAUCUUCCAGAACAUACAAUUUCAGAAAGAGAUCAUAUCCAACAUCCGUUGCAGACCGUGGCCCAUGAGACAGAAACUGAGGGCGCUGAGACAAGCAAAAGAGAUUGUGCUGAAGUACGAAGGUCGGCUGACUCGGACAAGAGGAUACCAGGCAGCCGGAGCAGAGCUAUGGCGAAAGUUUGUUCGGCUUGCAUAUAACUUUAUGGUCAUCUUUAUUCCUUGGGAAAUGAGGAUAAAGAAAAUAGAAAGUCACUUUGGUUCUGGAGUUGCCUCUUACUUUAUUUUCUUGAGAUGGUUAUUUGGGAUCAAUAUUGUGCUUACCAUCAUGACUGGAGCAUUCGUCGUUUUGCCAGAGAUCCUAGCGGGGAGGCCGUUUGGAACAACCGACAGGAAGAAGAUCCCUCCAGAGAAACUUCCAUCUGCUCAAGACCUGGAUACCAUCUGGUCUUUGGGGGGUUAUCUCCAGUAUUCGGUUUUAUUCUACGGCUACUACGGCCAGGAAAGGAAGAUUGGGAGUGCUGGUUAUCGACUGCCCCUGGCUUAUUUCCUUGUUGGAAUGGCAGUGUUCGCAUACAGCUUCAUCAUCCUCUUAAAGAAAAUGGCCAAAAAUUCAAGAAUGAGCCUAGCAAGUGCCUCUGAUGAAAAUUAUACAUUUUGUUGGAGGGUGUUCUGCGCUUGGGACUAUCUAAUCGGCAACCCUGAAGCUGCAGAGAGCAAAUCAGCUGCUAUUGUUAACAGCAUCAGGGAAGCUAUACUGGAGGAGCAGGAAAAGAAGAAAAGCACAAACCUGGCAGUGACAAUAAGCUUACGGAUCAUUGCGAAUAUCCUUGUGCUUCUAUCACUUGCUGGAAGCAUUUACAUCAUUUACUUUGUCGUGGAUCGGUCCCAGAAAUUAGAAAGAACUAAGGCAGUACUGACCCUCUGGGAAAAGAAUGAGGUGAGCGUCGUUGUCUCAUUGAUCACGAUGCUUGCCCCCUCUGCCUUUGAGCUGAUUGCAGCACUGGAGAUGUACCAUCCUCGAACCACUCUACGUUUUCAGCUUGCCAGAGUUCUUGUCUUAUAUCUCGGAAACCUCUACAGCUUGAUCAUCGCACUUCUGGAUAAAGUGGACAGCAUGAGCAUUGCGGACUCUGAGACUCACAGCAAUGGAAGCAAUGCAGUGGAUACUACCUCCUCAUUAGCUGCUAAAACUCUCUUGGAAGGAAAUCUUUUAACCACCUUUCCUAACAUGCAAAUUGCAAGGAACGGCACCUUCCUUCUAGCUGAGAAUCAAACCCAGAACUACAUCUUGCCUGUUAACCCCGUGAUCAACAAUACGGCUUCCUACGAAUAUAACACCCAAAGUCACCAAGAUCAGUGCUGGGAGACAUACGUUGGUCAAGAAAUGCUGAAGCUGUCAAUUAUCGACAUGCUAUUCACAGUGGCAAGCAUCCUGUUAAUUGACUUCUUCCGUGGACUCUUUGUCCGAUACUUAAGUGACUGUUGGUGCUGGGAUUUGGAAAGCAAGUUUCCAGAAUAUGGAGAAUUCAAAAUAGCAGAAAACGUCCUGCAUUUGGUCUACAAUCAAGGGAUGAUUUGGAUGGGGGCGUUUUUUUCACCAUGCCUCCCAGCAUUCAAUGUCCUCAAACUAAUUGGGCUUAUGUACCUGCGGAGUUGGGCAGUGUUAACUUGUAACGUGCCCCACCAGCAAGUCUUCAGAGCUUCAAGAUCUAAUAACUUCUACUUAGCCAUGCUGCUUUUCAUGCUGUUUUUGUGUAUGUUACCCACCAUAUUUGCUAUUGCCCGAUACAAGCCUUCUCUCAGCUGUGGUCCAUUCAGCGGGCAAGAAAAAAUCUAUGACAUCGUCUCAAAAACCAUUCAAGAUGACUUUCCUGUCUGGUUCAAGAAUGUGAUGACAUACAUAAGUAGCCCCGUGGUCGUCCUACCUGCUUUGCUGCUUCUGUUUAUGCUAAUAUAUUACCUUCAGAGUAUUGCAAGGUCACUGAAAUUCACUAACAAUCAACUGAGGAUGCAGAUCCAGGCUGAAAGAACAGAAGACAAGAAAAAAGUGGUCCAAAUGGCAGCAGUCAGAAUCCAGCAUUUAGAAGGCAAUGGCAAAAGGCCAGAACAGGAGCUCGACAUCAUCAGUCAGGAGUCUUCCGCUCGGUCCUCAACGCCGAGGAAGAAUGGCAGCGUAUUGACUUUUGAAUCCCCCAAAGGCAGCCAAAUACAGACAGUCUCCCAGUCCGUACCCCCGCUUGACAUCACCAAGCCAAUCAACCCGACUGCAGCAAAUGCAGCUCCGCUAGCUCCAGCACCUGCUGCUCCGGCACCUGCUGCUCCGGCACCUGCCACGCCGACACCUUCUCUUCCGAGUAUUCAGAAGCCCAGAACUGAGCCCAUUGCAAACCGAUACUCCAGUUCUGCCCAUGGGAGCGCCAGUGAACUCUGUAAAGCAAAGGCUUAUACCCCUGUGAAGUUCAAGAAGCGUGUGGAAGAUGUUCAUUCAGAACCUCUGUUUCGGAAGAGUCUUCGGCAAAUCAAUCCCGAAACUCAUGGUGCUGGAGCUCCUGCUUUUGUGGGCCGUCGCGCUCACACAGCUAGGUAUUUUAUUGUGAACGAGCAUGAUCCCCGCAAAAAACUCCUCCGCUCCACCACACGGCUGCCAAGAAAUUAUCGAAUGGAUGAGUCAGGGGAUGUCAUUGAACUAUAUCCAAGAAAUGUCCGAAGGUAUCUGGUUCGAAACCCACACAGGGCGUAUUCCCCUCAUUUCAGCGAAGAGGAGGAAGAGGAAGAGUUAAGGAGAAGCAUGGCAAACAGGUCUCACCGGCCACGGUCACUGUCUGAUCUCCGAGCAGCACCCCGGUUCUACAUUGGAGAAUAUGCAGAUGGCCAAAUUCUUACUAGUAAGGCCUUGGCCAAAACACACUACAAAUCCUGGGAAGGUGGAUUUGGGUUAGCAUUUGACAGGCCCCCCCACCCGCACAGAAAGAUUCACAUGAAAAAUAUCGAACUGGAGAAGCACUACCCAGAACACCAUGCCAAGACCUCUAAAUCCAAGCACAAGCCGGAGCCAUCUCCAACCGAGUCCGAUUCUAUUUCCGUUGGUUCCAGUAGCGAUCAGCCAACCAGCAGCAAUGAUCAGUAUAUCCAGGUCAUUCACAGCAAAGAGAAAUAUCUGAAAUCUGGAGCAAAACUAAGCCGGAAAAAAUCCAAGCCUGGAAUCGACCUUGAUGUGGCUGAGGCUAAUGAACUGAUAUGCUCCAACGUCUAGGAAAGAAAAUCUUGCAUUAUUUUAGAAUGACAAAAAAAGUCUGGAAAACUUAGGUCCCAAAAUAUUUGUGUUGUGUUAAAAAGUAGCAGAAGAGGCCUAUCCUCCAUGUAAACAAUCUCUGGUGUAGUCUAAUCCCCCCAGAUUCAGUAUUCCUUUAACUCAUAUCAUUUAGAUAUCCUUCAAUGUGCCCAGUGUAUGGAUUCCUUUCUACUCGCUGUGCCUUCCCUUCAAGCAGUUCACCCAAUAUAUGCCAGAGCUGGUGCAUCCCACAUUUCUGGAAUGGUUUGCCAAAACCAGGUCCUAAGAGCUUCUUCACCGUCUUGCUUCCCAGAAUGUUUUGUGGCACACAAUGAAAAGCGUCUGGAGGAAGGCAUUCACUGUGAUUCUGUGUUAAAGUGUAUGAUUGUGGUAGUUUUGCUGUCACCAUUUUAUUUCUAAUUGCAACGUGUUGUUACUUGUUUAAGCAUCCUUGAGAGAAAAGCAAGAUGUCAAUGUUUUAA